AUGAGAGCAACAAGUUGUAUAACCAUCCUCCUGCUAUUAUUAGCCCUGGCCCGUGGAGGCAUUUUACCAGUGAAACCAUCGGAAACCCGAGAUGUAAUAAACCUGGAUGGACUCUGGUACUUUACCACCGAUGCUAAUUUUGUAGAAAACAUUGAAGAGGCUGACGAUUUGGGUCAAGGCUUGAACUUGAUGCCAGUACCAUCCAGCUACAACGAUAUAGCUACCAGUUUAAUCUUGAGAGACCAUGUUGGUUCUGUUUGGUACAAAAAAUACUUUUUUGUGCCCGGUUCUUGGAGCAGCAAAAGAGUUUGGAUCAGGUUCGGAUCUGUUUGCUAUAACGCUAGUGUGAUAAUUAAUGGUGCUUCAGUAGUCAAUCAUUCAGUUGGCCAUCUACCAUUUGCAACUGAAAUCAGCCGACAUUUGAAUUACGACAUUGAAAAUAACGUUUUAGUUGAAGUUAACAAUAUUUUGGAUCGUUAUACUAUUCCUCAGGGUUACGUCGACCAAGUUGGAGGUGGUAAGUUGCAUCAGUUCGUCAAAUUCGACUUUUUUAAUUACGCUGGCAUCGACAGACCAGUCUACCUCUACACUACAAAUGACGCUUACAUCGACGAUAUCAAUAUCGAUAUUAAAUUGAACGGCACCACAGGUUUGGUCACUUAUAGUACUGAAAUUGUUAAUCCGAAGGGCCUGAAGCAACAAAUCAAUAUUUUGGAUAAAAAUGGUCAUCUGGUUGCUGUCGGUAGUGGAAAAUCUGGAACUUUAGAGGUCGAAAAUGCGAAGUUGUGGUGGCCUUAUUUGAUGCGGCCAGAUCCUGGAUACUUGUAUACUUUUGAGGUAAUCCUGAAACAAAAUGACACUCUAAUCGAUCACUACAAGCAACGAUUCGGAAUAAGAUCGCUGUACUACGACAACGACACAUUCACGAUUAACAACGAAAAUAUCUACAUAAGAGGUUUCGGCAGGCACGAAGACUCCGACAUACGAGGCAAGGGCCUCGAUUUGCCCCUAAUUAUCCGCGAUCAUCAUUUAAUCAAAUGGAUCGGCGCUAAUUGCUACAGAACCUCGCAUUACCCGUACGCCGAAGAAAUUAUGGAUUUGGCCGACGAAUUAGGAAUUAUGAUUAUUGACGAAGUACCUUCAGUGGUUACUGCGAAUUUUUCAAAGACUCUUUUAAGCAAUCACAAACAGGCCUGGUCGGAAAUGUAUCAGAGAGACAAAAACAGGCCUUCGGUAAUUAUGUGGUCCAUUGCAAAUGAGCCCAGAGUAACAAUUCCUGCCUCAGGUGAUUACUUCAAGCAAGUGGUUCAGCAUGUCAAAACUUUUGACACUUCUAGGCCGAUUACUUUGGCCAACAUGUACAGUUAUGACAUUGAAUAUUCUGGUAAAUAUUUGGAUAUUAUUGGAGUAAAUCGUUAUGAGGCUUGGUACGUGAACCCCGGCCAAAUCGAUGGCAUCGUGCCUAGAAUCAAAAGUUUGAUAACAGGCUGGAGGAAUUUACACAACAAGCCCGUACUUUUUACUGAAUAUGGCGCAGAUGUAGAAGAAGGCCUGUCUACAUUACCCUCUUUUAUUUGGACAGAAGAAUACGGCAACGACUUGAUAACAGAAUACUUCAAAGCUUUUGACCAACUAAGAAGUCAGCCCUGGUUUGUCGGCGAAAUGAUAUGGAAUUUUGCCGACUUCAAAACCGACACCGACAUAAGACGAGUGGGAGGUAACAAAAAAGGGCUUUUUACUCGAAACAGGCAGCCCAAAGCUGCGGCAUUUGUCGUCAGAAAAAGGUACUGGGCUUUAGCCCAUCAACUCUACAACGCCACGUUGCCCAAGGACUUGGAGCUGUACAUAAGCGACUCUUACAACCACAACAAUAAUAAUUAUAAAGACGAACUUUAAUGUAAAAUAAGUGUCAACUUUUACGUUUACCUGAAGAAAUGUUUGUGUUACCAAGUUUUUUUUUAUAGAAAUUGUAUAAAUACUUUUGAUGUGAUUUAUGUCCCUUAAUUCACAUAUUGAUAUUUAUAAUAGGUUUGCUUUAAUUACAAUAAAGAUUUUUCUGAUUUGAU
Molecule: messenger RNA, 2066 nt
Organism: Ceutorhynchus assimilis (cabbage seed weevil)
Lineage: Eukaryota; Metazoa; Arthropoda; Insecta; Coleoptera; Curculionidae
Source: the annotation of a GenBank genome assembly